This is a messenger RNA of Plasmodium berghei ANKA, 3435 nucleotides long. Its product is annotated as conserved protein, unknown function. The record is from RefSeq and is a predicted model, not a curated record. Bases 1 to 3435 code for a protein of 1144 amino acids. The transcript has 16 exons. Lineage: Eukaryota; Apicomplexa; Aconoidasida; Haemosporida; Plasmodiidae.
AUGGUUGGAAAUAUUGAAAAUAUAAAUUUAUUAGUGCAUUCAAAUUCUAUGCAUACAAAAAAUAAUGUCAAUACAAUGAAUUCAUCCCCUAUUUCGUUUAAAAAAAUGAAUGAACAAACUGAUGAUCAGAAUGGAAAAAGAAAUAGAAAAAAGUAUAGCAAAAAUUUAGAUUCAAAUUUUAAAGAAUAUAAUGAUAGUGAUUCGCAGCAUAGACGCAUUACUAAACUUGAUAAUGGAACUAACACAUUGAAUGAAAAUAGGAAAAGUUCUGAGAUAUCUGAAAAAACAUAUUAUUAUAAAGAAAACAGUUUACAUAAUGAAUCAGAAAAUAAAAUAAAAAAUUUUAAAAAUAGUAAAGAAAUAGAAGAAAAAAAAAAUUCUUCAAAUUUAGACACAACAAAUGGGCUUCUAGAUAUAUCGACGUCUAUAUUUAGUGCAAUCACUAAAAGAUUAACAGAAAUGAAAAAAAACGAAAAGGCGAUUGAUGAAAGUUCUGAAAAUGUAUUUAAAGAAAAUAUGGAACGAAAAAAAACAAUUUUAAAGGAUGGCGGCAAUACAUUUAGUAAUAAUAAUAUAUCUGAAAAAUAUAACACAUAUGAAACAGAUGCGUAUUUAAUAAAUUCACCAAUUCAAGAAUCUAUAAUAAAUGAUGAAAAAUAUGUAAAAAUGAAACAACAAAAUUCUGUGAUAUUUGACAAGAAUUGUUAUAAUCCACAAUGUGAAGAAAAUUUAAUUUUUAUUAAUAAUGCAUAUAAUGAUGAUAAUGUAUACAAUAUGCAAAAUAAUUUGAAAUAUACACCAAAUCAAACUGGUAUAUAUAUAAAUGGAUCUGGCACUUCUGGAACACAUAAUGUGCCAAUAGAUCUAUAUAAUAAUAUUGCUCAUAUAUCUACAAAUAUAAAUAACCCUUAUAAUAAUAUGCAAUUCGCUACACAUGCAGUAAUUCCUUCAGACAUAAAACCAUCAACACAUUUAGUAGUUUCCCAACAAAAUACACAACCAACUUUUUUAGUUUCUAAUAAUAAUAUGAAUUAUGAUGCACAAAAUGAGCGUAUAUUUCAAACAAGGAAUGAAAUUAAUAUUGGGAAUGAAAACCCAACUUGUUUAUAUACAAAUCCUGUAAUUAACCCAGGAAUAGUACAUAGAGUAGAAUAUGAAAGUAAUAAUUUAAAAAAUAAUUCUAAAAAAAUGAAUAGAAUGAUAAUAAAUGAAAAAAACGAAUUUUAUAAUUUUGCAAAAAAAGAACCAAAAAAAAAAAGUCUAUUAUGUAAUAGUUCCGAAAAAAAUGAUAAAAAAAAUGUGAACCCUGAAUUAAAGGCAGAAAUAUUAAUAUAUAAAAAUACAUUAUCAAAUCCCCCCAAAAAUAUAAAAAAUGGUACAUAUAAUAUUCCAAUAAAAAACAAUGUAUUUAUUCGAACUCGAUCCUUAACACCUCAUACAUAUUAUUCUAAAAAUAUAAAAAAUGUUUCGCCUUUGAAAAACAUAAAUAUCCAAAAAAAUGGUCCAAAAAAUAUAAAACCCAAAAUUAUGCACACUAAUCCUAUUUGCACACACGAAGUAACUUAUACAUGUCCUAUACAAAAUAGUACACAUUUUGAAAAAAAAAAUGAUAGUAUUCCUAUUAAUAAAUUAGUAGAAUCUUGUGAUAAUAAAAGUGACUUAAAUAUAUGUUCUACAGAAGCUUCUAGUAUAGAAUCUAUUGGUUAUGAAAAAUCAGAUAAACAAAUAAAAAGCUUAAAUCAAAAAAUAAAAAAUUUACAGAACAAAAUUUCUGAACUCACCAAAACAAACAAAAACCUUAACGAGCUUUCUCAAAUGUACAAGAACGAAUGCAACAGGAUACGUGAAACGCUUGGAAUACACGGCAUAGACAAAAAUUAUAUUUCACCGAAAAAAAUAAUAAAUUAUGAAAAGGAGAAUUUAAAACUUGAAAAAGAAAAUGAAAAAUUAAGAGAACAAAUAAAAGUAUUAGGUAAAGCUAUUUUGUCAACUCAUGAUAUAGCUGGAGUUAAAAAAAUAUUGGCUAAACAAAUAAUUAAUUUAAAUGACGAAAACGAAAAAUUUAAAAAGGAAAUUAAAGAAUUGAAAAAAAAAGAAAACAUAAAUAAUCAAGUAAUGUUUAAUAUUAAUAAAUCAGAAGUUUCCGUUGAUGCAGUUGAUAGUAUUUUUCUACAAACCAAAAAUGUUAUUAUCGAGGUACACCAAUCAAUAAAUGUAUUUUAUUUGAAUUUGAGAAAUCUGAUAGACGAAUUUUUUGAGAAAAUAAAAUUUCUCAUUGUAGAGGAUGAAUAUACGAAAAAAGAAAAGCUUCUUUAUGUCACAAGUCUGGAAGAAAUAAUCAAUGAGAAUUUAACCGAGAUCAAUGGAAUUGUUGUAAAAGUAAACGAACUCAGAAAGCGAAUGAAAGAUGUUAAGGCGCACGUUUUAGAUACAAAUCGAAAAAAUCCUUUAUGUUUAUGCAAACCAACACGAGAUAUUUUAGAAGAUGAUAUUAAUCAUUUGGAGAAAGAAUUGCAUAAACAUUCAUUGAUAAUAAAAAAUUUGAGAAAAAAAAAUUUAUUUUUAUGCCUGAAUGAUCUACAUUCGCAAUUUAAUCAGGUAGAACAAGUCGAAAGCCUCAAUGAUGAAGCCAAUAUAGAUGACGAGCAGAAUUUCCCAUAUUAUGUGCAUAAGAAAGAAAUAAAUAAUGUUUGUCAAGUAGCCAAUAAAAAACCAUCUAAUAAAAAAAAUGAAGAAGAUAAUUCAGGAUUACAGGAGAAGAUAAAAAAAAUUGAGGACCAAUUAAAUAGCCUAAGCAAUCACAUAAAUUACAACUCUUAUGAUGAAAAUGAGAAUGAGAGUGAAGAAGAGGAAAACUUUCUGAAAAAUAAAAAAAAAUCAAUAGAGAAAUUAACAAAGAAUAUUAAAAAGGGCCCCGCAUAUUUGAACAAAUUUCAUGAUACAAGCAUUAAUAAUAAAAAGAAAAAAAUAAAUUAUAAAUAUUUUCAAAAAGAAUAUGAAAAACAAAGUGAUAACGAUUUUUAUGAGAAAUCUAAAGAAAAUUCUCAGGAUACAGAUAGUUUAUCGGAUUUGUCAAACUCUGAAGGUAGCGAAACAGAAAAUAUCUUAUAUAAUAAAAAGCAAUGGAUGAGUGACGAAGAAGUGGAAAAAAGCAAAAACAAAAUGAUUGAACUACUAGCUCUCUUGAAAGGAAAACAUAAUGAAGAUCUCGUUGAAAAUACAGAAAAUUAUGUCAAGUCAUUUGGAAAACAUAAAUCAGAAAAUGAAUAUAACAUACAAAACAUAUAUAACAAUUUGAAGGCCAUAAAAAAUACUAUUAAAAAUACUGAUGAUGAUACAGAAAAUAAUAUUUUGGCAUUGAUUGAAUCCCAAGCUGCUGAAAUAAAAAUUUUUGGAAAUUGUAUUGACAAUUUGAAGAAUACAAUAACCUCAUAA